AUGAAGUCCGUCUCCUUGCUCACGGCCUCUGUGCUGGUGGGCUGCGCCUCCGCCGAGGUACAUAAGCUGAAGCUCAACAAGCUUCCUCUGGAUGAGCAGCUUUUCACCCAGAACAUCGACGCCCAUAUCCACGCCCUGGGCCAGAAGUACAUGGGAGUCCGUCCCAACCAACAGGAACCGCUCGGUGACAACCCUGUCAAUGACUUGGGUAACCAUAAUGUCCUGGUCGAUAACUUCAUGAACGCUCAGUAUUUCUCUGAAAUCGAACUCGGCACUCCCCCCCAGAAGUUCAAGGUUGUGCUUGACACUGGAAGCUCCAACUUGUGGGUUCCAUCUUCCGAGUGCAGUUCCAUCGCCUGCUACCUGCACAACAAGUACGACUCGUCCGCGUCGUCCACCUAUAAGAAGAAUGGCACCGAGUUCUCCAUCAGAUACGGCUCUGGUAGCCUGAGUGGUUUUGUCUCGGAAGACACCCUCAAGAUCGGCGACCUGACCAUCAAGGAGCAGUUGUUUGCCGAGGCAACCAAUGAGCCUGGCCUGGCCUUUGCCUUUGGCCGCUUCGACGGUAUCCUUGGCCUGGGCUUUGAUACUAUCUCUGUCAACAGGAUUGAGCCUCCUUUCUACAAGAUGGUGAACCAGGGCCUCCUCGAUGAGCCCGUGUUUGCCUUCUACCUUGGAGAUGCGAACAAGGAGGGCGAUGAGUCGGUCGCCACCUUUGGCGGAGUUGACAAGAGCCACUACACUGGGGAGCUGAUCAAGAUCCCUCUCCGCCGUAAGGCGUACUGGGAGGUUGACCUUGAUGCCAUCACCCUUGGUGACGAAACUGCCGAUCUCGAGAACACCGGUGUCAUCCUUGACACUGGCACUUCGCUCAUUGCCCUGCCUUCCAACCUUGCCGAGAUGAUCAACGCCCAGAUCGGUGCCAAGAAGGGCUUCACCGGCCAGUACUCGGUUGACUGUGAGAAGCGUUCCUCUCUGCCCGACAUCACUUUCGCCCUGAGCGGCCACAACUUCACCAUUGGCCCGUAUGACUACACUCUGGAGGUCCAGGGAUCCUGCAUCAGCGCCUUCAUGGGAAUGGACUUCCCUGAGCCUGUGGGUCCGCUGGCCAUCCUGGGUGAUGCGUUCCUGCGGAAGUGGUACAGCGUCUAUGACCUGGGCAAUGGCGCUGUUGGUCUGGCUAAGGCUAAGUAA
This is a messenger RNA of Aspergillus terreus NIH2624, 1194 nucleotides long. Its product is annotated as pepsin-like aspartic protease. Gene Ontology annotation, cellular component: fungal-type vacuole. Lineage: Eukaryota; Fungi; Ascomycota; Eurotiomycetes; Eurotiales; Aspergillaceae. The record is from RefSeq and is a predicted model, not a curated record. Gene Ontology annotation, biological process: proteolysis. Gene Ontology annotation, molecular function: aspartic-type endopeptidase activity. Bases 1 to 1194 code for a protein of 397 amino acids. The transcript has 4 exons.